This is a messenger RNA of Trichomonas vaginalis G3, 1304 nucleotides long. Its product is annotated as Prim-pol domain family. The record is from RefSeq and is a predicted model, not a curated record. Lineage: Eukaryota; Parabasalia; Trichomonadida; Trichomonadidae. The annotation marks the transcript as partial. The transcript has a single exon.
AUGACAGCAACAAACGACAGCAGCAACUUUAUCGUUUCUGAUGAAAAAGUUAUUGAUUCAUUAGUUGAGGAAUUAGUUGUGGCAGAAACUAAAACCCUCAACGAAAGAAUUGGUGAAAACAUGAUUGAUUUACAUAACUACCUCAAACAUGAUGGGAGAAGAGGAAGGAAAACUGGUAUGGCUUUAUUAGUAAAUAAAAUUCCAAAUUUAACGAUUAUAGAUGUUGAUAUCAAUAAAUCGUACAAUGAUGAACUUAAAGAAACAGUUAGAAAAGACAUUUUAUCAAAACUUUCGGAUAAAGAUGUUAUUGUUAAAACCGCUUCAGGAGGUCUUCACAUUUAUUGCAACACUAAUUUCUUCUAUGCAGUUUCGAACAGAAUGAUUAAAUGCUAUUCCUGCAAUGAUUACGAUAUUGAUAUCAUGACGUCAAUGGAUGAUUCAAAGCGUUCUUUAGUAGUUAUGGCUGAUUCAAGAGUUCGCAAGAAUGCAACAGAACCAAUCAAUACAUACUCAUUCAUUCGUGGAAGUUAUGAUUCAACAUUAACUAGAACAGUGAAUGAUAUAUUAAAUGAUUUGAAUAUUAAGGUAAGAGUUGAACAGAAGAAUGAAGAAAUAAAGACUAUCAUGAAUGAAAACAAAGAUGUAAACAUUGACGAUAAACUUGUCCAGAGCAUAGUUGAUGGCAUCUGUGAUUUUGAAGUACAUAAUGACGGUGGAAACAUGAAUUUAGAAAAAGAAAUAACAUUAUUCACACUGUUUCAAGCUAUUAAUUCGUUACCUAAUCAUUUGAUUAAUGAAGCAUACGAUAACGUUUAUAACUUCUGCAGUUUAACAGAAAAUGCAAAAAGUAAUUUUGAAAAAGCACGUAAUAGAUAUGCACAUUUAAUGACUUCUCCAUUUGUUUUGGUGAAGAUUCUAAAACUAUAUCAAAAGGAAUAUUAUGAUGAAUAUGUUUUGCCUUUAUUACGUAAGCCAAAAAUAACAUUCGAUAUCAAACUUGAUGACUCGUUUUUGAUAACAGAUAUUAGACGCAAGGCUGAAAAUCAUCAGUAUAAAAACAGUUCUGAAGUAAUUGAGGAUUUAUCACGUGUAAUCCGUUUUGUAGAUUGUGGAAAUAAAUAUUUCAUUCAAAAGGACUAUAAUAUCCACGACAAAAUGAAUCAAAUAUCAUUCGUUCUUCAAUCAAACAUGAAAGAGUCACUCAAAAUGAUUAAAUUAUUUAAUGAAGAAGGUAAAACAAUAACAGCAUGGGAUGUACUAUUAAAUCAAUUGUCUUCAUUAACCGUUAAGGGUGUUUGCUUUAA